This is a messenger RNA of Aspergillus brunneoviolaceus CBS 621.78, 310 nucleotides long. RefSeq lists its product as uncharacterized. Bases 88 to 258 code for a protein of 56 amino acids. The record is from RefSeq and is a predicted model, not a curated record. The transcript has a single exon. NCBI's taxonomy places the organism in Eukaryota, Fungi, Ascomycota, Eurotiomycetes, Eurotiales, Aspergillaceae.
AUCCGUUGAUGAUGAGCGAGCGGGGAUGGAAGGCACUUCUCGACUCGGUUUGCCGUGCCCUGGGAGCUGAGCCUCGAACGCAGAUUUAUGAUUGAUGAACUUACGACUGCGUGGGACGAGAUAUGCACGAUGGAUGGAUGGGGGAGAAUAAGAGGAGCAAGAAAAAUGAUGAUGACGAUGAUGAUGUCGGUGAUGAUGACGACAAUGAUAAUGAUAAUGUUAGGCCGGAUUGAUGGCGAAACGGGAGGCUUUUGUUGAUUUCCAAUCCAAUGCGAUAUGAUACAUACAGUACAUCCUUUUUGAAUGAAAC